CUCUUUCUUUUUGUUCUUAAACCCGGGUGCACACUGCGCUCAGUGAGCCAUUUAAGUUGGUUUCUCAAGGGUUGUACAGAUCGGUGUGAUUUUAUCUUUCAGGCUAACUUUACAACUUUACACAGGUCUAAGAUAUGAGCUUCUCUCCCUCACCCGAUGUACAUAUUCUCCAGUGUACAUAGUGUCUCUGUGACAUCACCAUGCCUCGAUGUCACAACCCCGCCCUGACAUGCCUCACAGUGCAUGGAGUUCCAGGCACACGGAACAGCCGGAUAUCCCUUAAAAGCGCAAGGCGAGGGGCACGCUCUGAGCCAGAAUGGGGGACUGGAAAGGCUAUAUCAGUGCAGUGCUGCAGGACCAGCGUAUUGAUGACGUGGCCAUCAUGGGCCACUCAGACAAUCGCUGCGUGUGGGCAUCGCGCCCUGGAGGCCUUCUAGCUGCCAUAUCACCGCAGGAGGUGGGUGUGCUCAUAGGGCCUGAUCGGCACACCUUCCUGCAGGCUGGCCUGAGUGUGGCAGGCCGCCGCUGCUGUGUCAUCCGAGACCACCUGCUGUCUGAGGGAGAUGGUGUUCUGGACGCUCGCACUAAAGGGCUGGAUGGGCGUGCUGUCUGCGUGGGCCACACCCCGCGCGCCCUCCUGGUGCUCAUGGGCCGACGGGGUGUGCAUGGGGGCAUCCUCAACAAGACAGUGCAUGAGCUGAUCAAUGGGCUACGCAAGCAGGGCACAUAGCAGUACAGCUAGGCCACUGGUGACUGCGUCAAAAUAAACUGCUGGGCCUGGCUGGCUCAUCCUGUG
Messenger RNA from Leopardus geoffroyi (Geoffroy's cat), 796 nucleotides. It is a transcript of the gene PFN3, whose product is annotated as profilin 3. NCBI's taxonomy places the organism in Eukaryota, Metazoa, Chordata, Mammalia, Carnivora, Felidae. Gene Ontology annotation, cellular component: cytoplasm. The transcript has a single exon. Gene Ontology annotation, molecular function: actin binding. Gene Ontology annotation, biological process: actin cytoskeleton organization; regulation of actin filament polymerization; positive regulation of actin filament bundle assembly. The coding region runs from base 317 to 730 and encodes 137 amino acids. The record is from RefSeq and is a predicted model, not a curated record.